CAAACCUCUGAGCCUCAGAUUCUCCCCUCAGUCCUGCCAUGACUGCUGUUCGUUGUCGUCCGUAGUCUGUGGUCUGUCCAGGACCUCGAACUGUUUACGUGUCCACCUGUCCUUCGAGAUGCCCGACAAAAGGCCACUGGAUCCGCUCCAGCCGGUGCUCUAUAUCGACCACUGCCGCUAUCGACAGACCUACAGGAAACAGGCUUUGCACCUGCAUUCUUCGCUGGCCGAGGCUUUGAGGGCCAUCCAGCCAAGGGUUAAGCUCCAGCUCAGGAUCAACGACAAAGGUCCGCCGCAAGAUGGAUCCUUUGAGGUUGCAAUUGCACCGCAUCCCACCGAUGACACCAAGGCCCGCCAGGGUGUGUGGACCGGAUUGAGGAGGAUGCCCAGUGCAUCGAAGGUUCCCCACGUGGACGACAUAAUCACCCCGGUUUGUUUCGCCCUCAAACUCAGGGAUCCCCACAAAGAAUCGCAUCGACGAAUGCUGACCAACUUGCGGCACAACGAGGGCAGUCGAGCGAGGAGGAGAGAAUUCAUGUAAAUCUUUGUAAAUACCAAGUUCAUGU
This is a messenger RNA of Drosophila subpulchrella, 566 nucleotides long. RefSeq names its product selenoprotein BthD. The transcript has a single exon. Lineage: Eukaryota; Metazoa; Arthropoda; Insecta; Diptera; Drosophilidae. The record is from RefSeq and is a predicted model, not a curated record. The coding region runs from base 119 to 541 and encodes 140 amino acids. Gene Ontology annotation, cellular component: Golgi apparatus.